AUGAAUAGACCGCCACAGGGCCGUGGUCAGCCACGCGUGGGUGCGACAUGGUAUCCAGGGGGCCAGGAUGACUUUUACAUGCCAGAGGUCAUAUCCCCCUCUCCUCAGCGAGUCAUGCCCGAUGUACCGGAGCACAUGCAGGACAACAUUGCUCAGAUGGAGUAUAACACCCGCGACCCCCGCCGUGGUCAGCAGUCACCCGCGCAGCACCAACGCGCCCCGGCUCCGUUCCCCGAGCGAACCUCGUCCGCUGCCCAAGGACCACCACAACAGAACCAGUUUCAAGACCCGAGUUCCUACGCGCAAUCUGCGACGUAUGAUAGCAUGGAUCACCCCAACUUUUCGCCAUUCCCCGUGCUGCGGAAUCCACCACCGAAUGUGCCUCCCACCGAUGAACAGCGGGAAGCCAGUUUAGAACGCGCACGGAUGGCGGUGCUCUCGACUACAGACCCAGAGAUGCAAUUGGCGUGGGCUCUGGACGCGCUAGCUUUUGUUGAGGUGGCGGCGCAGAACGAAGCCCGCCUCUGUUUGACUCAGCCACCGCGCCCGCAGACCCCACAGAUUGAACGGCAGCUGCGGGUCGACGCCAUGAAUAUCGUCGGGUUUUUGGCCGAGCAGCGUCAUCCCAAAGCGGAAUUUAUCAAGGGCAUGUGGCUGGAGUUCGCUAAAUUCGGGUAUCCUCAGGAUCGCAAGGAGGCAUUCCGAUGCUACUCCCGCGCCGCUGAGAAGGGAUAUGCGCGUGCCGAAUAUCGGAUCGGAAUGCAGUUCGAAAGCUCGGGGGAGCCGGAGAAGGCGAUUAGGCACUAUCAGCGGGGCGUUGCACAAGCCGAUUCUGCUUCGUAUUAUCGCCUUGGAAUGAUGAUUCUCCUUGGACAACAUGGCCAAAUCCAGGACUUUAACACUGGGUUGGAGUAUAUUCGAUUGGCAUCUCAGUCCUGCGAUCAAAAUGCACCUCAAGGCGCAUACGUCUACGGUAUGCUUUUGGCUCGCGAGCUCCCUCAAGUGAGCGUCCCAGAAAGUUUUCUUCCUCUUGAUCUAAAUUCGGCACGUGUCAAUAUCGAAAAAGCUGCAUACCACGGCUUUGCUAAAGCCCAAGUCAAAAUGGGUGCUGCAUACGAGCUGUGUCAGCUAAGUUGCGACUUCAACCCGGCGCUGUCAUUGCACUAUAACGCACUGGCAGCUCGCCAGGGCGAGCCUGAAGCUGAGAUGGCAAUCAGUAAAUGGUUCCUUUGUGGACACGAGGGUGUGUUCGAGAAGAACGAUGAGUUGGCAUUUACGUAUGCGCAACGCGCUGCCCAGAGUGGACUUCCCACCGCCGAAUUCGCUCUUGGUUACUUUUAUGAGGUUGGUAUAUUUGUGCCAGUUGAUAUCAAAGAAGCUCGGUCUUGGUAUGCCAAGGCCGCCGCCAGUGGAAACAAGGAUGCAUCGGGUCGGAUUGAGAGUAUCUCGCGCUCCAAGACGCUUUCCAGAAAGGACCACGAGAAGGUUGCGAUCUCACGCAUCAAAUCCACGCGAUAUUCAGCCCAUCAGCGAGGUGGGUCUAUUGAUGAAACACCCGAGAAUAUCCAAAUGCCGGAUCCUUCGCGAAUGAGCUUGUCUGACGGUCCCCCUUCGGCUGCUCCAUACCCCGAUCGUCCCCAAACCUCUCGUCCUCGGCCUCCGGGUCAGGGUUACCAAUUGCAAGAUCCUCGCCCAAGCUCUGCCUUUGGUGUCAACCCAAACCUCCGGACCAAUGGCCCGCCGGGCUAUGGCGGUCCUCCUCCUGGUGGACCGGGAUCCCGUACUCCGUCCUAUGGGCAGGCACCUCCUGGAGCCAUGAGCUAUCGCCAGCCUGGCCCUGGCACACCCAUGAGCGCACCUGCCGGACCAGGAAGCCCCCAGGCUGCCAACAUGAUAAGUCCCAGCGGAACUCCUCGUCUCGAUGUUGGUUAUUCUGCACCAAUGCCCCCACCAGGUGACCGCAGACGCCCGCCGCCACAACUCAACCAGACCCCUCCGGACCGCAAGCCCAUCAGAACUCCUGUCUCUGCCCAGUCUUCUGUCCAGUCUGGGCUGCCUUCACCUAGAACUGCGACCUCCCCACGCCCACCAGGAUCUCCCGGGUUCCCUCCUCGCACAGAAUCUCGGCAGCCAUCUCGAGGAUCGGCAUCCUCCACACCUCAACCACCACCCUCCAUCGCAUCGUCAACCUCCUCGGCACCUCCCAAAUCUUCCGCUGGCAGCACUGCCGGAAGUGUCGCUGGAAAGUCUGCCAAACCCGGUGGUCAGCUGCCAGGCAAGGGACCCAAGACCUUUGAAGAGAUGGGCGUCCCUAGUGCCAAGAAUGACAGUGAUUGCACUGACCACUCGAAGAUGCCUCAAUCGUCUGUGACUACCUGCGCCAGCAAAAGUACGGCUCUAAUCAUCCAGGGCAUUUUCACAGUAACUAACCCUGUCUGGGACAGUCGUCCUUACUCGGCCAUCGAUAUAUCUGCGAAUCUGCACAACAAAGUUACCAAAAGCAAACAGACCGUCUACCAUGCACUGCAAGAUCCUUCGGAUACAGCUACGCCCGAGGCAUCAGCCGCGCUAAGCCGACAUAUUGCAAACCUUCAAAGCCAACUCGAAGAAUUCAAAACCAAUGAAAAGAAGGCCCGAGCCGCUCUGACAGCCUUGGGGGCCAAACCCCGGGUGUCUGAUCUUCGCCAGGAUAUUGCCCGUUUAGAAAGCGAACAAGAGGCGAUCCAGGCCCGCUUGGCAAGCCGCCACGAGGAUAAAACGGUUCUUAUCUCGCCGACCGAAAGAGCAAAACUUGAAACCGAGUGGAAACAAUGGCAGCGACAGGCCGGCAUUCGCCGUCGAAUCUGUCGUGAGCUGUGGGGACAAUGCUCUGAGGUUCUUCCGGAGAACGUGACUGCCCCGGAGCUGUGGGAAUCUUUGGGGCUUGAAGGAACGCUCCAAUAA
Messenger RNA from Penicillium nucicola, 2943 nucleotides. RefSeq lists its product as uncharacterized. The record is from RefSeq and is a predicted model, not a curated record. The transcript is spliced from 9 exons. Lineage: Eukaryota; Fungi; Ascomycota; Eurotiomycetes; Eurotiales; Aspergillaceae. Bases 1 to 2943 code for a protein of 980 amino acids. Gene Ontology annotation, molecular function: protein binding.